Dendronephthya gigantea is the source of this 1911-nucleotide messenger RNA. RefSeq lists its product as uncharacterized. The record is from RefSeq and is a predicted model, not a curated record. The coding region runs from base 79 to 1692 and encodes 537 amino acids. NCBI's taxonomy places the organism in Eukaryota, Metazoa, Cnidaria, Anthozoa, Malacalcyonacea, Nephtheidae. The transcript has 9 exons.
UAUAAAGUAUAAAGUAAAGUAUAAAACAUACCCGUACAAUGCUUUACUUCUAUAUCAGAGCAAGAAUCUUCAGUCCAAAUGCAAAUCUGCGCUGAACGUGAUCACGUUGAAAGAGGGAAGAUGCGAGAGAAGAUGACAAGAACAGUUCGUAAGUUACAAAGAUCCAAUAGCCUACCACCGUCAAGUUUUCACGCCCGGCGUUCGAUAAAACGACAACGAAAAUCCAGUGCGACCGUCCGACAAACUAAAGACAAUCCAGAUAGAGACCUAAAACGAAAGUCGUUUGAAGAAAAAGUAUUCGACGAAAACCACAUUUUGAAAGAGAGAUAUGGAAAGGCACUAGCAAGGUUGGAAUGGGUACAAUGUUUCAAACGGGUUAGUGGACAUGGUGAAUGCAGUAAACAAGUUUUAGAAAUUACCUGCAAAAUUGGCAAAGUACCGCAUAUUGCUGACCUUGAAAAUUUAUUCGAAGAAAAGAACUUUCCUUUCAUUACCUAUAAGGAGUUCUCGAGGGCUGAGUGGUUUGAAGCAAAUAUUCUCUGUGAAGAUUUUAAAAUAAAAGAGGAAUUCGCUAAAGAAUUGUCUAGCCUUGAAUGGGUGGAAUGUUUCAAAAUCGUUUUUGCAGACCAAGGACGCCAAAACCGUAAUUUGGAGAUUGUGUGCAAAUUUGGCAUGGUACCUCGUAUUCCUGAUAUUCUGAAGUUGUUUGGAGAAGAGAUCCUUCCCUUCAUUACCUACAAGGAAUUCGCAAAGACUGAGUGGUUCGAAACAAAUAUUCUUGAUGAAGAGCUCAAAAUGAAGAAAGAAUAUGCAAAUGAUUUGUUAAGGCUAUCCUGGGUGAAGAAGUUCCAUAUUGGUUUUGACGGCAAGAAGGAUAAAACGUGGAAGAUUUACAUCACACACGAUGAGCGCAAAACACCGUCGAUGGAGGAGCUGGAGAAGAUAUUUGGCGAUAAGAUUUUCUAUUUUGUUGAUUUUAUCCAAGAACGAGUCGUUAGCGAUAGUUAUUCUGGCUUUCUCCGAGGACCAAGACCAGGCGACGCAGUUUACGUCUCAAAUGAACCAUUUGGGGGAACAAUCACCAUCCUCGGGAAAGAUAUUUACAUGCAAAAACAUUACGCAAUUACCUGUUAUCACGUGUGCUUUAACGGAAAACUGAAAGAAUUCGAUUUAUUCGAGUCGCACAAAGAAAUGAAGAGAGAGCAUGAAAAUGGCUCAGGGAAUCUUGCUGGCGUUAGGUAUGAGUAUUCGGACGAGAACGGACGUCGGGUACUUGGUACGUUUUAUCGUGGUUUAUACAACGACGAGCACGAUAUUGCAUUAAUUCAACUUGAUGAAUGUUGGGGUUGUCACGAUGCUGUCAACUACCUUGAAAGAGAGGGCGUUCGUGAAAAUUUGGCUAGUAAAAGGGAAGUGAUUGAGAAUUUAAAAAAGAUGGGCGGGUUAGCUCGGGUUGUAAAAUUUGGCUCAGUAAGCAAAGAUAGAGAAGGGGAGCUGUUUGCAAUAGAUGCAAGGCCAUUGAAAAACGGACUGAACAGCGGGUUUUAUGGAAUAAGAAGUCUUCCAGGUAAAACAUUCUUUUCGGAGCCGGGUGAUUCGGGUUCCUUGGUGUGUAUGAAAUGUAAAGAUGGCAGAAAGGUGCCCUUCGCUUACCUCAGCAACACACGAUUGUUUAUUACUGUCCUAAUUUGAAACAGAGUCUGGAAGCACUGGAUCCUGGUUUGGAACCUUGUUUAGGUAGAUGUGGCUUUGAUAAACUUUCACUUGUGUGAAUGAUAUGCAUGCAUAUACCAAGCAUAUUUUAAGGAUGGUAAGCUGGCUAUUUGGACUAAUUCAAAGUUGAAACUUUUUUGUAUCGAGAAACAUUUAGAGGUAACGGUAACUGGGAACAUAUGAUAUAUUAUUCUGUAC